ACAUUUCCCCUUUGUUAAAGGGUUUCCAAUGCAAGAAAUCUCAAUACUUUCACAAUUUUGUCCUGGACAUGGGUUCUGUCUCGGGUUCGGGUAAGAUCCACCACUGGAACGUGUUCGACGGCGUGAAGAUAAUCGCGGCGACGCCGGAGGCACUGAUGGCGGAGAUUGAUUCUGCGAUCUCGGCUAUGGAACACUCACGCGCCACCGCUAUGCUCGACGAAGACGAGGGAUACGACGCGCGCGUGGCCGACGAGGCCUACAAGGCGGGCUGCGCCGCCCUCGCCGCCGGCAAGCUAGACGAGGCGCUCCGUUCACUGAAUCUCUCCCUCGCGAAGUGCCCUCCCGACAGAGCCUCCGCACUCGCAAAACUCAACUCGCUCAUCGCUCUCGCUUCUAACCACCUUCAAGCCUCCUCCAAAUGACAACGCGUCGUUUCGUUUCGUCGCGAUUCUUGUGAAUUUUGAACUGGGAUUACAAAGGAUGUUCUGAGGCUUUUCACUCAUGUUACUCUUCGUUAAUUAGGAGUGACAUUUGCAACGAAAGUCAAGCUGGGGUAUACAUGUUUUAAGAAUUAUCCCUCCAACAAUGAACCCAUCCCUUCUCAUUUUCACUCCCCUGACUCCCAUACCGAAGAAGCUUGCAUUUCUCAACCUUCAGCAACUCCACCUUAACUCUUGCUCAUCUAUUUUUUUAUGGCUCCAGAAGUGAAUUUCAUAAUUUCUAAUGAAUCACAUAAUCAUACCCAUUGUCUCUCCAUCUCCCGGGACUCUGAAAGAAGUAUUUUACCACUGUCAAACUUUUAGCCGGAGGCUUUCAACUGCAAGCCUUGAGGAGGAGUUCCCCAUUCUCGAUGAUGUUGAUGAGAUGGUUGUUUCGGCAGUGAGAAGCCGAGCUAUGGAAAAACAAAAGCUCAAGACAAGCCCAUUGAGAGAUGGCUUUUCCUGGACAUGUUAUUCUCGUGCAACAAGGGAAUUCUUUGUCACAAUGGCACCACAACCAAGGAUGGUGAUAGGUGAUGGAGAAAAUGAUGAAAGAGAAGAGUUUUUUUCCGUUAAAAGUUGCCUGUCAUGCUGUUCUUCGAGUGUUGUGAGUGACCAGGCAUUUUAUUCUGUGAAGACUAACCUAUCUAGAUGUUCAAGCAUGAGUGGGGUUGACAUGUCAGAGCAUUGGAGGCGUUCAAUAAUUCAAGAGUUUUGCCACUGCGAAGGAUGGCCAUUUGGGCUGUGCCGUAAAGCUGUGUUACUUCCACCACUGCCUAAGUCACCAUCUGAGUCAUGGUUGUCACGCAAAAUACAAACAAGUACCAAAGUUAUCUGAGUUUCUUUUACUUUAUCUGUCUUCUCAGUUCCAGUUAUCUCUUGUAGACUUGUAAGAGAAGUUGGUGGAAGAUUCUGGAAUAAUGGAUGUAUGGCUCAAGCUUCAUA
Molecule: messenger RNA, 1424 nt
Organism: Vigna radiata var. radiata (mung bean)
Lineage: Eukaryota; Viridiplantae; Streptophyta; Magnoliopsida; Fabales; Fabaceae
Exons: 4
Coding region: 724-1317 (197 amino acids)
Source: RefSeq, a predicted model, not a curated record